UGAGACUCCUGUUCACACGUUCAUCAUGACCACGAAGAUUGUGAUCCUGGCUCUGGCCGCCCUCGCUGCCCUCUGCCUCGUGGACGACGCCCAUGCCGCCGUGACACACCGCUACGCCCUCCAUCCCGCCCACCGCCCUCAACCACGGGGCGCCUGUCAAGGAGGUAGCCGAGGAGGAGGUGGAGUCACAGGAGUCUUAGAUAUUCGAUCGGGGCGCAGAGGAGUCUUGGAUCCGAGUCUUAGCUCUGCCUUAGACUCAGGUCUUAGACUCAAGUGUUUGAGGACCAGAUCUCGUAUGAUGGUGCCUGCGGAGUCCAGUAGAGGCUGCAGUCACAGGUACAGCUGAUGUGACUGUAACUGCAGUGCUGACUGGCGUCUCCGAAGGACACGACAGGAUGGAGAUCAGGACAGGGAGGGAGAUGGUGGAGCGUCUGCGAUGUUCGGACGCCCAUCUUGCCCUCCACAGCAGCGACCUUCUUUACUAUGAACAUUGGAGACAAUAAACUUUUCAAAGA
Molecule: messenger RNA, 515 nt
Organism: Penaeus monodon (black tiger shrimp)
Lineage: Eukaryota; Metazoa; Arthropoda; Malacostraca; Decapoda; Penaeidae
Source: RefSeq, a predicted model, not a curated record